Molecule: messenger RNA, 1155 nt
Organism: Sitodiplosis mosellana (orange wheat blossom midge)
Lineage: Eukaryota; Metazoa; Arthropoda; Insecta; Diptera; Cecidomyiidae
Exons: 2
Coding region: 255-1073 (272 amino acids)
Biological process (GO): regulation of transcription by RNA polymerase II
Cellular component (GO): transcription regulator complex; nucleus
Molecular function (GO): DNA binding
Source: RefSeq, a predicted model, not a curated record
UAUGUGAGUUCUUUUACGUUUUCGGUGAGUCGGUGUUGAGUUAUACGUCACGUAGUAUCUCUUUAAAUGUCACACGUCAAACUCACUUGAGUAAGCAAUUUUUUCGUGGAAAAUCGCAUUUUCAACUAUUCUGUGUGAAAAUUCGCCAUAAAGAUCAAGAAAAAAACCGUUUCGAAAGGGAAAAAGAGGAGAUUAAUUGAAAUAAUCAGUGUUAUUGUUGGAGUAGAGAUUGGAUUUUUUCUACAUUCGCCUGGAUGUGUGUGCCAAUGAACAAAAUGCGCGACGAUCAGGAUUUCAAUAUACAUUUUGUGAAAAUAAUUGAACGUGAACGCAGUUUGUACGACAAAUCGUUGCCAGAAUAUCGCUCCAAAGAGGAACACGAACGCAUUUGGCAGAAAAUCUCAACGGAAGUCAACGAAAGCGUUGCCCAUUGCAAGGAGCGAUGGAGAAAUUUGCGUGCUUGUUUGACUCGGCAUUUGAAGCAACAACAAUCGUCAACGGAGGAUGGUUCAGUGAAUCAUAAGCCAUAUUAUCUGGCUGAACACAUGAGUUUUCUGCUGCCAUACACGAAAAGUCGAUCGGUGAAGGAGCAAAUCAAGUACGAGACUCCGGCAAUAGAGGAGCACAAACCGAGCACAUCGACGAAAAUAUCAAAAGUCAACACCGGAGGUGGAACAACAACAACCACAUACACGAUUUCAACGGCUGAGUCCGAUGAGAAUCAGUAUGUAACAUUGAUUCAAAGCUCAACUGGUGAACUAACACCAGCCGAUGGAUUGGAUGAAACACAUCUACAAGUCGAAACUACCACUGAAACUGAAUCGAAAAUCAUCCCCGAACAAUCGUAUACCACUGCCAGUGCCGUUGUAACACCGAAAGAGAUUAUUUACGAGCCCGUUCCAUCCAAACGUAUCAAGUUAUCGCAUCAAGAGUCCGAUGAAGCCGAUUUGGAUUUCUUCCGUAGCCUUUUGCCCGACACACGUCUUAUGACUGCCUCACAGAAACGUCGAUUCAAAAUGGGCAUAUUCGGUCUAAUCGAUAAUGUUCUCACUAACAAUGAUAUUAACUCUUGAGCUUCGUAGGACACCCAUAAAUAUUUUAUUGUAAAUUUAUAUUAUCUAAAAUAAAUCGCAAACUUUCAAAAAACUGAGUCGA